UCAGCGCGGCGCCGUCGCGGCCCUGACGCGCGGGCCGGGCCGGCCCGGGCCUGCCGGGACAGCGGUGGCGGCAGCGGGCCUGGCCCGGGGAUGGCGAUGUUCCGCAGCCUGGUGGCCUCGGCUCAGCAGCGACAGCCGCCGAGCGGGCCCGCAGGCGGUGACAGCGGCCUGGAGGCUCAGUACAGCUGCCCUAUCUGCCUAGAAGUCUACCACCGGCCCGUGGCCAUCGGCAGCUGUGGCCACACGUUCUGCGGGGAGUGCCUCCAGCCAUGCCUGCAGGUACCAUCUCCCCUUUGUCCGCUGUGCCGCCUGCCCUUCGACCCCAAGAAGGUGGACAAGGCUGCCCAGGUGGAGAAGCAGCUCUCGUCCUAUAAGGCACCCUGCCGGGGCUGCAACAAGAAGGUGACACUGGCCAAGAUGAGGGUGCACGUUUCCUCCUGCAUGAAGGUCCAGGAGCAGAUGGCCAACUGUCCCAAGUUUGUCCCUGUGGUGCCCACAUCCCAGCCUAUUCCCAGCGCCGUCCCCAACAGGUCUACCUUUACCUGCCCUUACUGCGGCGCCCGCAACCUGGACCAGCAGGAGCUGGUGAAGCACUGUGUGGACAACCAUCGCAGCGACCCCAACCGUGUGGUGUGUCCCAUCUGCUCAGCGAUGCCCUGGGGUGACCCCAGCUACAAGAGUGCCAACUUCUUGCAGCACCUGCUCCACCGGCACAAGUUCUCUUACGACACCUUCGUGGACUACAGCAUCGACGAGGAAGCCGCCUUCCAGGCUGCCUUGGCACUGUCUCUCUCCGAGAACUGAAGGUGCAGCCCAGCUGCCAGGACCCACCCCUCCAGCCUCGAGGGACAGGGCUGUGCUUGCUCUCUGGCCCAGCAUCUGCACUGGAAUGCACCUUUUGGGCCAGGUGGGGCCUCCAUCAUCUCAGAAGGAGAGGUGGUCCUCAAGAUUGCCAGGGCCCAGAAGAGACCACUGUUCCCUCGCCAUCAGAAGAUGGCCGCCUGUGCUCCUGGCCAAGCAUGGCUGAUUUCUUCGGUGCUUCGGGCCAAGCAGGCGGCCCUCUCAGGGUCGGCCCUUCGGGACUGAGAGCAGUCAGCUGCCUGUCUCUCUCAAAGCCAUGAUGUCCUCCCCGUGCGGAGGGGGAGCCCCAGCGACACCCGGCUGGCCGCCGGCGUCUGGCAACACUUCCCCUGUGUACCCGGUACUGGCUUUGUGAUACCUAGAAACUCCAGCAUUUUUCUAUAUAUUCCAGUGUGAUAGCCUUUUCACAUUUUAUAGAGCAAAGACAAAGCAGUUACUCUUCAUAUUGCAAUAUCUGUGUUUGACUAGGAACAAUAGUAUUUUUAUGGAACAUUUACAAAAUUAUAUUUUUAAAAAAAAAUUGAAAACAGUUGAGGGAUCAGGAUAGGGAGGGAAGGAAAGGUGGGGCAGAUGCUGGGGCCAGGACGAACCACGAGUUUCGCUUAUGCGCACAGGAUGGAGGGGCCACAUCCUGGGUUAUCUCCGUGUUUUCCAGGGUUCCUGUGGUUGGUUUCAUCAUUUCCCUUUGAUAACAACCUGGGAGAAAUCCCAGCACCUUGGCCACUUCUGUGGCUGCUGGGCAGUGUGGGCCUCCUACCUGGGGUCUCAGCUUCAGCCAGCACCUUUCUGAAGCUAGCCACACUGCCACCCCCAGCGGUGGUAGACCUUGGGGCGGCCUGUGCAAUAGUGGGCUGGACUGGAAAAUGCUUGUCUUAUUUGGUUCGUGGCAUAAAUUAUUGCUGUGUUUUUAAAAAAUUUAAAUAAAAUGUUUCAAAGCAUUUA
Artibeus jamaicensis (Jamaican fruit-eating bat) is the source of this 1803-nucleotide messenger RNA. RefSeq names its product ring finger protein 166 (gene RNF166). The record is from RefSeq and is a predicted model, not a curated record. Gene Ontology annotation, molecular function: ubiquitin protein ligase activity. NCBI's taxonomy places the organism in Eukaryota, Metazoa, Chordata, Mammalia, Chiroptera, Phyllostomidae. Gene Ontology annotation, biological process: protein polyubiquitination; ubiquitin-dependent protein catabolic process. Bases 91 to 804 code for a protein of 237 amino acids. The transcript has 6 exons.